AUGCUAUUAGUUUUUAAACAUAUAGACGUAGAUAUUGAUGAAAAAGAAAUCUUGAAGAUUAUGGAAGAUAGUCAUAAUAAUUCAGAUCUUGGUGUUGAAUUUGAUAAAAGUGAAAAUGUAAAGCUAAUAGAAUAUAAUGAUGAUUUAGAUAUAAAGUGUUACAUAUUUGAAAAUGUGUCUUAUGGAUAUUAUAUUAUAUACAAUAAAUAUCGAACAAUAAGACUAAAUUUUUCGAAUUCAAGCUUUUGUGAACAUUGCAUAUUAGAUAGCUUCAAGAGUAAAGCAAUCUUGGAUUGCAUGUACUUACAUGACAAAGUACAAAAUCAUAUGAAUAGUAAAGAUCAUCGAAAAUGCGUCGUUUAA
Molecule: messenger RNA, 363 nt
Organism: Debaryomyces hansenii CBS767
Lineage: Eukaryota; Fungi; Ascomycota; Pichiomycetes; Serinales; Debaryomycetaceae
Product: DEHA2D08294p
Exons: 1
Coding region: 1-363 (120 amino acids)
Source: RefSeq, a predicted model, not a curated record